This is a messenger RNA of Nannochloropsis gaditana CCMP526, 1443 nucleotides long. RefSeq names its product wee1-like protein kinase (gene WEE1). Gene Ontology annotation, biological process: protein phosphorylation. Gene Ontology annotation, molecular function: protein kinase activity; ATP binding. The record is from RefSeq and is a predicted model, not a curated record. Bases 1 to 1443 code for a protein of 480 amino acids. The transcript is spliced from 2 exons.
AUGAUGGACCUGGACGACGACGACGGUCCGCUAAAAAUGGAAGAUGGGGGAGGAAGUGGCGGUAGCCCAGGCGGUAGUGACGACUAUAUUCUGCCCCGUCCACCUUCCCCAGGAGGAUUGCAACGUACAUUCACGCCUGUCGAUGACUACGAAACCACCUGUUCACCAUUGCCGCCCCUGCCCCCCUCUUCAUCUUCCACAUCCAGCGAUUACAAGAGAAAUGGACGUGCUAAUUGCGAUUUUCACCUAUCACGGCCCAUCGCCUCCCCUUUCUCUGGUCAUAAUUCGCAGCACCAGCCCUACUCCGCACCGAUGGGACCUCCCCAGGCGCAUCUACGGGAGAAUAUUAACCGAGAUCUCCAACGUGGCUAUGCUAUGCAAGAUGAACUUGGGAAAAACUAUUUCUUGGAUGAGAGCCCGUCUGAUGUAAUGGCUUUCCCUCCUCCCACUCCAUACAAACCCGCCCAUCCGGGCUAUGCCCCGGCUUCUGCCACCAGGACGCCUUCCUCUCUCCACCGACAUCCCCACGAACCGCAUUCCCACCAUCACCCCACGCACUCCUCCAAACGGAACGGCCGCGGCAGCAACCCCUGUAGCACCGACAAGCACCGAGGCAGCGGGGCCGGGCCAGGAAGCAGCGGCCGGCGGACUUCCCUCCAUCAGGGUCAUGGGCCGACCACGCCGGUGUCGCGUUUCCAAACGGACUUUGACGUUGUCCGCGUCAUAGGCUCGGGCUGUUUCGGGGAGGUCUACCGUGUCCGAAGCCGGGUGGACGGGGUGGAAUAUGCGGUCAAGUGCACCCGUCGCCGUUUCCGGGGGCCCGCAGACCGAAACCGUUACCUGCAAGAGGUGAAGGCGUUGGCGAAAGUGUGCGCUGCGGACAGCAGCGAGGAAGUCUUGCAUGUUGUUCGGUACCACCAGGCUUGGAUCGAGGACGAGCGUCUCUUCAUGCAGACAGAGUUGUGCGAGGAGAGCUUGGACGGGGCGCUUCGAGCCGGGGAGAAGAUGGGCUUCGAAGAGGUGUUUGAUUUCAUGCGACAGAUGCUCCUGGCUUUGGACGUGUUGCACCGACAUGGCCUCGUACACUUGGACGUGAAGCCUGGCAACAUCUUUAUCAAGGCGGGUGUGUAUAAGCUGGGGGACUUCGGCCUGGUCGCCUCCGUCAACAGCAGCGACGGUCUGGGCGACAGCUUGGUUGAAGGCGACUCCCGCUACAUGUCCGCCGAGCUCCUCCAGGACGGACCGAAGGACCUGACGAAAUGCGACAUCUUCUCCCUGGGGGCGACCGUCUACGAAAUGGGCCGGGGCCGGGCUCUGCCACCGAACGGGGAGGAGUGGCACGCCUUGCGGUCUGGGCAUCCCCCUUCUUUAAAAGGAGAACCGGCGGUUCUGGUCUCUGAUUUGAUGCGGGUCCUCGCCCAGAUGAUGGCGGUAGGCAGCUGA